AUUCUGACCACCAUGGCCUCGAAAUCUCCUUCAGCAGGACAGCAAGGAAUAACCAAAAAUCUUUCUGGUGCCAAUGCUGCCUUCAAUGACAAGGGAAAGCCUAUGGAACUUCGGCUAUCGAACAUGGUUGCUGCAAAAGCUAUUAGUGAUGCAGUACGAACGUCUCUGGGGCCAAGAGGAAUGGAUAAAAUGAUCCAAACUGCAAAAGGCGAAGUCAUCGUGACGAAUGAUGGGGCGACUAUUUUGAAGAGCAUUCAGGCCCUCCACCCUGCCGCAAAGAUGCUUGUCGAUUUGUCUGCCGCCCAGGAUGUCGAAGCCGGUGAUGGUACGACAACUGUAGUUGUCCUUGCUGGAAGCCUGCUGGGUGCAGCAGAGAGGAUGCUUCAAAAAGGCAUCCACCCCACCAUCAUUGCCGAAUCUUUCCUCAAGGCCUCGACAAAGGCCGUCGAAUAUCUGACGGAGAUGUCUACGCCGGUUGAUUUGAACGACAAGGCUAGCUUAUUGCGGGCAGCAAGUACUUCAUUAAACUCAAAGAUCGUCUCGCAAUACUCGUCGACCCUUGCUCCCAUCGCUGUAGCAGCAGUAACGCGUCUUGUCACCCCUACAUCCUCUAAUGUCGAUUUACGUGACAUCCGCGUCGUGAAAAAGGUUGGAGGCACGAUAGAAGACACGGAACUGAUAGAAGGCGUUGUACUGAACCAAAAUGUCGUUGUCUCGGCAGGCGGUCCUACGCGGAUAGAGAAAGCUAAAAUCGCCAUCGUCCAAUUCCAGCUCAGCGCACCAAAACCUGACAUGGAUAACACAGUUGUGAUCAAUGAUUAUCGACAGAUGGAUAAAGUGCUGAAAGAAGGACGUCAAUACCUCCUAAAUAUCUGCAAAAAGAUCAAGAAAGCAGGAUGCAACGUUCUCUUGAUCCAAAAGUCUAUUCUACGAGACGCAGUCGACGACAUCUCCCUCAACUUCCUCAAAAAACUCGGGAUUCUCGCCGUCAAAGACGUGGAACGAGACGAGAUCGAAUUCUUGUCGAAGAGCUUAGGUUGUAAACCAGUGGCAGACAUUGAAGCCUUUACCGAGGACAAACUAGGAUACGCUGACCUCGUGGAGGAGUCCUCGACUUCUGGCCCAAAGGUGGUCAAAAUUACCGGAAUCAAGAAUCGGGGGCGGACUGUCAGCAUCCUGGCCAUGGGAGCAAACAAUAUCGUUGUGGAGGAGUGCGAGCGCAGUUUGCACGACGCUCUGUGCGUUGUGAGGUGUCUAGUGAAGAAACGUGCCUUGAUUGGUGGGGGUGGUGCGCCGGAGAUACACGUCUCUCGACUUCUUUCUCAAUACGCGCAUUCACUGAAAGGCAUGGAAGCCUUCUGCUUCCAGGCAUAUGCCGAUGCGCUUGAGGUGAUACCAACAACGUUGGCUGAGAAUGCGGGCCUCAACCCUAUUGCUAUCGUCACUGAGUUGCGUAACCGGCACGCACUGGGAGAGCGGAAUGCUGGAAUCAACGUCCGAAAGGGACUCAUAUCAAAUAUCCUUGAGGAGGAUGUCGUCCAGCCGCUGCUGGUGUCAACGAGUGCCGUAGAACUUUCGACAGAGACUGUCUGUCUAUUAUUGAAGAUUGACGAUUACGUUCAAGCUCGGUGAUAGAGACGCGUGGUAGAAACAAAUGAUUCCUUAACCUGUACAGAGGGCGUCCAAGCAGGCCCAAGCUUCCACAUUAAUGUGAUAUCUUUAUCACGUUGAUCGUUCUCAGGUUU
Messenger RNA from Desarmillaria tabescens, 1745 nucleotides. RefSeq names its product T-complex protein 1. The record is from RefSeq and is a predicted model, not a curated record. Gene Ontology annotation, molecular function: ATP hydrolysis activity; ATP binding; ATP-dependent protein folding chaperone. Gene Ontology annotation, biological process: protein folding. Lineage: Eukaryota; Fungi; Basidiomycota; Agaricomycetes; Agaricales; Physalacriaceae. The coding region runs from base 13 to 1632 and encodes 539 amino acids. Gene Ontology annotation, cellular component: chaperonin-containing T-complex. The transcript is spliced from 10 exons.